Paramisgurnus dabryanus is the source of this 2492-nucleotide messenger RNA. RefSeq names its product GDP dissociation inhibitor 2 (gene gdi2). The record is from RefSeq and is a predicted model, not a curated record. Gene Ontology annotation, cellular component: cytoplasm. Gene Ontology annotation, molecular function: Rab GDP-dissociation inhibitor activity. Lineage: Eukaryota; Metazoa; Chordata; Actinopteri; Cypriniformes; Cobitidae. Gene Ontology annotation, biological process: protein transport; small GTPase-mediated signal transduction; vesicle-mediated transport.
CUGGGGUGACGUGACAGCGCACUUCUUUCAUUUCCAGCUUUGCAAGAUCUCCAUUUUCUUCGGCCCUACGCACAGGAAAAGGGGAUUAAAGACGAGGAACAAUGAAUGAAGAAUACGACGUGAUCGUGUUGGGAACUGGGCUAACGGAAUGCAUCCUGUCUGGGAUCAUGUCCGUGAAGGGGAAGAAGGUGUUGCACAUGGACAGGAACUCGUACUAUGGAGGAGAGAGCGCCUCCAUCACCCCUCUGGAGGAUUUGUACAAGCGCUUCAGCAUUCCAGGCAACCCUCCCGAGUCCAUGGGUAAAGGCCGCGACUGGAACGUGGACCUCAUUCCCAAAUUUCUAAUGGCUAAUGGUCAGCUGGUCCGUAUGCUGCUGAUCACACAAGUGACGCGCUACCUGGACUUCAAAGUGAUCGAGGGCAGCUUCGUCUAUAAAAAGGGCAGCAUCUACAAAGUGCCCUCCACAGAGACCGAAGCUUUGGCAUCCAGCCUCAUGGGACUUUUUGAGAAACGACGAUUCAGGAAGUUCCUUGUGUUUGUUGCCAACUUUGACGAGAAUGACCCAAAGACCCUGGAGGGAGUGGACCCCAAAAAGACCACCAUGCGGGAUGUGUACAAAAAGUUUGACCUCGGGCAAGACGUUGUGGAUUUCACCGGCCAUGCUCUCGCUCUCUACCGCACAGAUGACUACCUGGAUCAGCCAUGCAUGGAGACGAUAAACAGGAUUAAGUUGUACAGCGAGUCUUUGGCGAGGUAUGGCAAGAGUCCAUAUUUGUACCCUCUUUAUGGCUUGGGAGAGCUGCCUCAAGGCUUCGCCAGAUUAAGUGCCAUUUAUGGAGGAACUUACAUGCUAAACAAACCCAUCGAGGAGAUCGUUAUAGAGAACGGCAAAGUGGUGGGCGUCAAAUCUGAGGGCGAGAUCGCACGCUGUAAGCAGCUGAUUUGCGACCCCAGUUACAUCAUGGACCGAGUGAAUAAGGUGGGUCAGGUGAUUAGGGUCAUCUGCAUCAUGAACCACCCCAUCAAGAACACCAGCGACGCCAACUCCUGCCAGAUCAUCAUUCCUCAGAAUCAGGUCAACAGGAAGCAUGACAUCUACGUGUGCAUGAUCUCUUACGCUCAUAAUGUGGCAGGACAGGGUAAAUAUGUGGCCAUUAUUAGCACCACUGUGGAAACCAAUGACCCUGAGAAAGAGAUCAAACCAGCUUUAGACCUUCUGGAACCGGUUGAGCAGAAGUUUGUGAGCAUUAGUGAUCUCUACGCUCCAACUGACAUGGGAUCUGAUAGCCAGGUCUUCAUCUCUCGCUCUUAUGAUGCCACAACCCACUUUGAAACCACCUGCGACGACAUCAAAGACAUCUACAAGCGAAUGACGGGCACAGAGUUUGACUUCGCCGAAAUGGAGCGCAAGAAGAACGACAUCUUCGGAGACGCCGCUGAUCAGUAAACCGGCUCCAGCUGGUCUUGAAUAUCAGAUAUUCAGACGAUCAUAAUCCUAAUGUAAAAAAGGCAAAUUGGGCAAUCCGGUUAUCCAAGUGUUUGCCCAUAAAGGAAUUUCAUGUAAACCGUUACAAAAAUUUAGCAUUUUCGGGGGGAGAAGGGGAGAGGGGUCUGCCAGUCUGCUUUUUAUAAUCAGGAAACGAGAUAUAUUUUGCACUGAUUGUUUAAACGUCCUUUAUUCAGAUAUCAUCAUGUAAUUUUUAUUACGUUAAAUCCGAAUAUGCCAAAUGAUCCGAUUAAAGUGGUAUUAUAAAGAAAUCCAUAUUUUCAAAAAUUGGUGUUUGCUUUGAAGACGGUCCGUAACCUCCUAAAGCCCCAUGCGAUCAGUUUGCAAAAUUGUAAUACAAUCUUUUGAGUUCAAGCAGGUUAACAGCACAUUUUUCUCUCAAAUCUACUUAAAGGAUAACUUUCAUGAAGGCAUUCUUCUAUUUUCCUACUAAACUUGUUCUUAAACUAGUUAUGAAUCUUUAGUUCGCAAUCUAUAUCUCAGAUUCCUGCGUUUACACUUUGAAGAGAAGCAUCAAGCACACACGGUGUAGAAAAUAUUUGAUGUAAUCUGUGUCCAACCUUACAGUAUUCAUUGAUGUGAUUUGAAAACUGACCCCCUUAGCUGUAAAUUGUGCUACUUGUUGGACGGGCGGGUGCUUCGAUGGUGUUUUCUUGAGCUUUGUCUUGCAUCUCUUUUCUGAUGGGUUCUGCGUGGUUUUAAGGCCGCUAUAAACAGGAAGGUUAUCACACGUCAAUGGGAAAAGCUGCUUAGCUGUAAGUCUGGAUUCUGCUUGUCUCGUGUGUGUUGGAGCUCGCCUUCUCCCUCACCUCGGAGCGUACAGAGGACGGCUCUGAUGUGUUAGAAAGGACCAAAAUGUCUAUGGCAGUAUUGACAUGACCGGGGCCCUGUGCAAAAAUGUCACCAAUGUUUUAAACAAACGCUGAACCAAUGGGGCUCAAAUGAUUUCUGUACUGCAAAGUAAAAAUGUUAACUUGUGGAAAA